Medioppia subpectinata is the source of this 1676-nucleotide messenger RNA. The record is from the annotation of a GenBank genome assembly. Lineage: Eukaryota; Metazoa; Arthropoda; Arachnida; Sarcoptiformes; Oppiidae.
CAAACACACAGUAAUACUGUUGUGUAUGUAUUGACAGUACAGUGAAGUGUACUGUAUAUACAGCACCAAAAAACACACAUCAAUCACAUAUAAAACACAUAUUCAACACAUUUAUCAUUAAUUAUUGCAUUAAAAUAAUGAGUGAAAACCAAUUGAGAGUCAGAUUUAUAUCAAAUAACAGCAAAACAUCGCAUAAUAAACGCAACGCUAUGUUCAACACGAGUAAUCACGUGACCACCGAUGACAACACCACUACCACCACAGCUGACGAUCACCACAACCAUCGCCACCGACGACAACAGCGAUCACACACUGGCCGUAGACAACAGCCAAUGAGACCCAAGUAUGACGAGGAGGAAGGGGUGGACGACGUGGAUGUGACCGACGAUCGCAAUCACAUCCCUGUCGACGGCAGCGAUGAUGACGACGACGAGGAGGAAGGCCUGGAGGGGGAGGAGGAGGAGGACAGGGAUGCGCCCGAAAAGAGGUUCACAACCAAUGAUAGGCGCGAUAUCAUUGAGCUGUUGUACUCGGAGGACGUGAUCAAGUAUUCAAAGGCCAACACAGCCGGUGCUGCCGCCGGUGUUGAUCAUCACCGCAACCAUCAGUACCUUUCCUACAGCGAUGACGAGUCCGCUGACGAUGGCAUCGGCGGUGACGACACCAGACGUCUGAUGCAUUCGUACGCCAACGAUAAGAAGCCAUUGCUGGACGGCUCGGGAACCGCUCUCAAGAAGUUUGCGCACAACAAACGCCAGACCCGCGGCUAUAAGACAGAUCUUCCGUACCAUUCGUUUGACGCCGACGACGAAGAGGGCGCCAUCACUGGUCACAAGACCUCCUCAUCCGCUACCUCUCCCUAUGACGAGACACUAUUGUCGCUGUAUUUUCAAGUGUUUGUGCCGUUUUUGAUCGCCGGCUUCGGCACUGUCGGCGCCGGACUUGUCUUGGAUUACGUCCAGCAUUGGGAAGUGUUUAGACAAGUGACCGAAGUGUUCAUAUUAGUGCCGGCGCUGUUGGGCCUCAAGGGUAACCUCGAGAUGACACUGGCCUCCAGACUGUCCACUCAGGCCAACUUGGGUCGCAUCGACUCCGGCCGCGAGCAAUGGCUCAUCGCGUCCGGCAAUAUAGCCCUCAUUCAGUGUCAGGCAACUAUUGUGGCCUUUUUGGCCGCCAUAUUCGCCAUAACCAUGGAUUGGCUGCCCGAAGGCGAGUUCAACUUCUCGCACGCCAUACUCCUGUGCGCGUCCAGUCUCUUGACGGCCAGUAUCGCCAGUUUCCUACUCGGUUUAUUGAUGAUAGUAGUGGUGAUUGUGUCCCAUAAAUGCCAUAUAAAUCCCGAUAAUGUGGCCACACCUAUAGCUGCAUCACUGGGCGAUUUGACCACAUUAGCCCUAUUCGCACAAUUCAGUGAUAUUUUGUAUUAUACCGUCGACACUAAUCCAUGGCUGAGUUGUAUGGUAUGUGUCGUAUUCCUCCUAUUAGUGCCCGUUUGGUGUUAUAUCGCCAAAAACAACAAAUACACCCGAGAAGUGCUGUAUAACGGCUGGACGCCAGUCAUCAGCGCAAUGGCCAUAUCCAGCAUCGGUGGCUGUAUACUAGACUUUGCCGUUUCCCGGUUUAAAGGCAUCGCUGUCUUCCAGCCGGUAAUCAAUGGUGUGGGCGGAAAUCUGGUG